AUGAGCGUGCAGCUACCCCCCGCCACUCACCGCCAGCGCGUGCUGCCCCAAGGCGAACUCGAAGCCGCAUCAACCCUGAAGCUGGGAGCAGACCAACACACCCACACCCUCUCCCUAUCCGAGGCCCGACUUGUCAUUCACAAGGUGUUAGAAAACAAGCGGCGCGGUGGAAACAAGUACGAGGAGCCGGAGAAUCUGACCAAGACCCUGGACUACCUGGAUGUGUUUGCCCGGUUCAAGGACGAGGAGAACAUCAAGGCGGUCGAGCGAUUGCUGAACUCGCACACGGAGCUGGAGAUGUUCGAACGAUCGCAGCUGGGCAGUUUGUGUUGCGAUAAUGCUGAGGAAGCCAAGUCCCUUAUUCCCAGUCUUCAGCACAAAAUCUCCGAUGCCGACCUGCAAGAGUUACUGGACGAGCUGACCAAGCUGCGCAACUUCACCGAGUAA
Molecule: messenger RNA, 447 nt
Organism: Penicillium longicatenatum
Lineage: Eukaryota; Fungi; Ascomycota; Eurotiomycetes; Eurotiales; Aspergillaceae
Product: DNA-directed RNA polymerase II subunit RPB4
Exons: 3
Coding region: 1-447 (148 amino acids)
Biological process (GO): nuclear-transcribed mRNA catabolic process, deadenylation-dependent decay; mRNA export from nucleus in response to heat stress; transcription initiation at RNA polymerase II promoter
Cellular component (GO): P-body; RNA polymerase II, core complex
Molecular function (GO): nucleotide binding; translation initiation factor binding
Source: RefSeq, a predicted model, not a curated record